Papaver somniferum (opium poppy) is the source of this 4196-nucleotide messenger RNA. Its product is annotated as ABC transporter C family member 10-like. NCBI's taxonomy places the organism in Eukaryota, Viridiplantae, Streptophyta, Magnoliopsida, Ranunculales, Papaveraceae. Gene Ontology annotation, biological process: transmembrane transport. The record is from RefSeq and is a predicted model, not a curated record. The transcript is spliced from 12 exons. Gene Ontology annotation, cellular component: plant-type vacuole; vacuolar membrane. Gene Ontology annotation, molecular function: ABC-type transporter activity; ATP binding; ATP hydrolysis activity. Bases 1 to 3711 code for a protein of 1236 amino acids.
AUGAAUAAUAAUAAUAACAUAGAGGCUCGUAAUCUUGAGAAGGAGAUCAAUACUCCUUUUGCCAAUGCUGGAUUAUUGAGUAGAAUUUCUUUUUGGUGGUUAAAUCCAUUAAUGAAGAAAGCUAAGAAGAAAAUGAAACUUGAAGAUGAUGAUAUACCCAUGUUGCGAAAUGAUGAUAGAGCAGAAACAUGUUAUUUAUUGUUCAUGGAGAAAUUCAAGACACAAAAGCAAACCAGCGAACCAUCAAUUUUACGGGCAACUGCUUUAUGUUAUUGGAAAGAAAUUCUGGUAUCUGGCUUCUUUGCUCUUCUUAAGGUACUCACUCUUUCAACCGCUCCCCUUUUUGUUGGUGCCUUUAUUAAGGUUACAGAAGGAAAGGGAACCUUCAAACAUGAAGGUAUUGUACUUGUUAUAGCAUUGUUUUUGAUAAAAUUAUUAGAGUCACUAUCGAUGAGGCAGUGGUACUUCCUGAGCGGUUUGAUGGGAGUCAGGCUCAGGUCUUUGCUCUCAGCAGCUAUUUAUCGGAAGCAACUCCGGCUUUCUAAUGCUGCUAAGAAUACACAUUCAGCCGGCGAAAUAAUAAAUUAUGUAACCGUAGAUGCUUAUAGAGUAGGCGAAUUCUCUUACAUGUUGCAUCAGACAUGGACAACAGUCCUACAGACGUGCCUUGGAUUAUUGAUAUUUUUCCAUGCUGUAGGGAUUGCAACACUUGCAGCAAUGAUUAUUUUGAUAUUCACCGUGUUAUGCAAUGGUCCCUUAGCCAAGGUACAACUUGGGUUCCAGACAAAGCUUGCAGUCGCUCAGGAUAGGAGGUUGAAGGCAAUGUCAGAAGCACUUUUGAACAUGAAGGUGGUUAAGCUAUAUGCUUGGGAGACACAUUUCAUGACGGUUAUUAAACGUCUGCGAAGAGUAGAAUACAAGUGGUUGUCGGCUGUGCAGUUGCGUAAGGCAUACGAAGGAUUUUGUUUUUGUGCGACUAAUGUUUUCACAUUCGUAGCAACUCUACGCACCAUGCAAAAUUCUAUUAAAUCCAUCCCUCAAGUUAUUGAUGCAGUAAUUCAUGCAAAGGUUUCGUUACAGCGGAUUGCUAAUUUUCUCGCUGAACCAGAAUUGUUAAGGGAAGAAAUCAGGCAUGCUAGAAAAGAAAAUCCACAAAAUAACCUUACCAUACAUGUGAAGUUGGCUACGUUUUCAUGGGAAGAGAAUCCAUCGAAGCCUACCUUAACAUCCAUAAACUUAGAGGUGAAACCCGGUGAGAAAGUGGCAAUCUGUGGAGAGGUAGGUUCAGGUAAAUCAACCCUCCUAGCUGCUAUUCUUGGUGAGGUACCAGAGGUUGAAGGCUCGAUUCAAGUUCAUGGAAGACUUACAUAUGUCUCCCAGACUGCAUGGAUCCAGUCAGGAAGCAUACAACAGAAUAUACUGUUUGGUCGCACCAUGGAUGAGCUAAAAUACCAAGAAACACUGGAAAAGUGUUCCUUGGUAAAAGACCUUGAGAUGCUUCCUUAUGGUGAUCUAACUGAAAUUGGAGAAAGAGGAAUUAAUCUAAGUGGUGGCCAAAAGCAGCGUAUUCAGCUUGCUCGUGCACUCUAUCAAGACGCUGAUAUCUAUCUACUUGAUGAUCCAUUCAGUGCAGUUGACGCCCUUACUGCUACAAGCCUAUUUAAUGAAUACGUAAUGGGAGCUUUAUCAGAAAAGACAGUCUUACUUGUGGCUCACCAAGUCGACCUCCUUCCUUCAUUUGAUUCUGUUUUGUUGAUGUCACAUGGGAAAAUCCAACAUGCAGCUUCUUUUGAUGUGUUAAUGAGUUCUAGCCAGGAAUUUUUUGACCUUGUCAAUGCACACAAAAAUAUAGUAACCUCAGACAGGUUACCUGCUAAGGUGAAUUCUCGCCAAACUUGCGUUCCUCUUGCUAAAAAGACUGUAGAACCAAUUGCAGUUCAGAAUCAGUUCAUUAAGCAAGAAGAGAGAGAAUCAGGAAUUAGUUACUUAAAGCCUUACCUGCUAUAUCUAAAUCAAGGCAAAGGCUUCUUUUUCUUCUCUUUGGCAACUGUCGCGCAACUUCUGUUUCUUGUUAGCCAAAUUCUCCAGAAUUCUUGGAUGGCUGCCAAUGUUCAGAACCCUCGAAUCAGCAAAUUGCGACUGAUCGAAGUAUACUUGCUGAUCGGAUUUAUUUCUAUAUUUUGGUUGCUUGUUAGAUCUCUUUCUACUGCUGCUCUGGGUAUCAAUUCAUCUAAGUCCUUAUUCUCUAAGCUAUUGAAAUCUCUUAUUCAUGCACCUGUAGCUUUUUACGAGUCUACACCAUUGGGAAGGAUAUUGAGUCGAGUGUCUUCUGAUUCAUCUAUUGUAGACCUUGAUGUUCCUUUCAGUUUAGUAUUAGCAAUUGCAAAUAUACUUAAUACUUACGCGAGUCUUGGGGUAAUGACUGUUAUUACCUGGCAAGUUUUGUUUGUCACAAUACCCAUGGUAUGCUUGGUGAUAUACUUGCAGAGGUACUACUCAGCUUCUGCAAAUGAGUUGAUGCGGAUUAAUGGGACAACCAAAUCGUUGGUGGCAAACCAACUUGGGGAAUCCAUAGCAGGGGCGAUGACAAUAAGAGCUUUCGACGCGGAAGACAGAUUCUUUGCUGAGAGUCUGCAUCUAAUAGACAAAUAUGCUAGUCCUUCAUUUCACAUUUUUUCCACGAAUCAGUGGCUUUUACAACGUCUGGAAACUCUAAGUGCGACAGUCCUUUCUUUCUCAGCACUUGUGAUGGUGUUACUUCCCCAGGGAACCUUUAGUUCCGGGUUUAUUGGAAUGGCUCUAUCUUAUGGUCUCUCAUUGAGCUUGAACCUUUGUUCUUCAGUUCAACAUCAGUGUACAAUAGCAAAUGACAUUAUUUCUGUUGAACGGCUAAACCAAUAUGUGAAUAUUCCUAGUGAAGCCUCACAAGUCAUAAAAGGGAAUCGACCAAAACCCAAUUGGCCCACUGAAGGUAGAGUGGAGAUUCAUGAUUUGAAGAUAAGAUACAGGGCCAAUAGUCCACUUGUUCUUCAAGGGGUUACUUGCACAUUUGAAGGAGGGCACAAGGUAGGGAUUGUUGGAAGGACUGGCAGCGGAAAAACAACACUAAUAAGUGCACUGUUUCGCUUGGUAGAGCCAGUAGAGGGCAAAAUCAUCAUAGAUGACGUCGACAUCUCCACUAUCGGACUUCAUGACCUGAGAUCACGCUUAGGAAUCAUACCUCAAGAACCUACUCUUUUUAGUGGGACAGUGAGAUACAAUUUGGAUCCCUUAGACCAAUAUACAGACCAUGAAAUUUGGGAGGUUGUGGGUAAAUGUCAACUUAUUGCGGCUGUACAAAAUAAAGAUGAGGGUUUGGAUAGUCUAGUUGCACAAGAUGGCGCUAACUGGAGCCUGGGACAGAGGCAGCUAUUUUGUUUAGGCCGAGCUUUGUUAAGGAAAAGUCAGAUUUUAGUGCUUGAUGAAGCUACAGCUUCAAUUGACAAUGCAACAGAUUGCAUUCUACAGAAAAUUAUACGAACAGAAUUCGCAAAAUGUACAGUUAUCACGGUAGCUCAUAGAAUCCCUACCGUGAUGGACAGUACAUUGGUGCUCGCUAUUAGUGACGGGAAAAUCGUAGAGUAUGAUGAACCCAUGAAGUUAAUGAAGGAGGAAGGAUCGCUGUUUGGGCAACUUGUCAGUGAAUAUUGGUCUCACAGUCAUUCUGUAUAACUAAUAAGCAUAUAUAUAUAUAUAUAUAUAUGGUGUCUCCCAAAUAACCUUCCAAGUAAUAAUCACAAAGCACAACGCGACAGAAGAAAAGAAAACGUACCACCUCCCAAAGUUUCUGGUACUACAUUUAUUCCCAAUUGAUCGAUAAAGAAUUUAGUGCGUGGGAGUUUCAAACUCGAAGUCAGGUCAUUGAUUUGAUUACCCAAAGUGUUAUAUCAUUGUUCUUGAGGUACCGUAUAAUCCCCAGUCGGUUUCUUAGAAUAGAACACGGAUGCUAUGGUGGAGAGGGCCGACCGAACAGAAGACAAAUAUGCCAAAUUGAAAAGUGAAAGUAUCACUUUUCCUGAAUUAGAGGGAGUACAUCGUAUUAUUACUUGCAACGGAAAAUUAGUUAAUGCAUAGACCAAAAUAUGACUGUAUAAUGUGCUAUGCAUACUUUGUGGUGGUUAAUUUGCGUCAUGGAUGUGUAUUAUAUUUUCAAGAAU